UAGUUAUUUGAUAAGUUUAGGCUAAAGGUUGAAUACUCAUUAAAGGCAAUGAAAACGUGUUGAUAUAUUAGAAGUUGACUUUCAUUGACGCUGCUGUAUUUCAUGUCCCUAAUGGAUUCAAUAAGGCAUUAAUAUUUUUAUUGACUGCCAGAGGAACCGUUGUGUAAAUAAUUAAAAAAACACAAAUCGUUUGAAGUAUGAACAGAGAAUUUAAAGUAAAUCAUUAUCAUAGCAGAACUACGUUGAACCAUAUGACUUAUCAUUUCAAGAAAUAUUUUGUACAGUUAAUAACUGUUUGAUUGUUUAUCGUGUAAAAGUCACCAAAGCAGUUCAUUUCUAUAAAAGGAACGUAUUGGCGCGUUGAAUGCUAUUUUCUGUGACUGGUAUUAUACACCAUGUAUUAAUGAAAUCUUCCAAUCCGCUAUGGAUAGAUUGAGGAAUAAAUGUGUACUACUCCUUCAAAUAUUUAUAUUUUGGACCAUAUACAAACAUUGACGGAAUAAGAGAAGGAUAUAGCAGUCGUUCAUUGAUUUGUCAGAACAUGUGUUGCUCUAAUACUGAUGGAAUUAUUAUUUUCCUUAUAUGAAUGGAUUUCUUAAAAUUCACGCAAGAAUAUUUAAUUUUAGGCUUUUAAAUGACAAAGAUAGCGGUUAAUGAUGAUUCGUAAUGGACGAUUAUAUAAAAUUUCUAGAAUAAUAUCCAUACAGUAUUACAUAGUAGAAGCUGUCCUGUUCUUGUCAUCGUGGAGUGCCUUAUCUGUGAAAGGUUUACAAGCCAAUGUUCCUUUGUUUGAACCUAGAGAAAACAACGUAUCAUUCUAUGCUGGGGAUACUGCAACGUUACUUUGUUCAGUCACGGGAUUACAAACUCGAUUUGUAGUUUGGAGGAGAACAUCUGAACCUAACCCAUUAACAAUAGGUGAUUUUGUAUAUAGUCCUGACGAACGUAUCACCAUACGACGUGUAGAAAACAAAAAUGAAUGGAAUUUAAUCAUCAAAGAUGUACAAAUAGCCGACGCUGGAAUAUACGAGUGUGCAGUUAGUUCUCGGGAGAAAUACAAAAGACUUGUUUUACUUCGGGUGAAUGGAACAUCACGACGUUUUAACAGUAAAGGUUCAGCUUAUGAUAAAGAUCAAGAUAGCGUAAAAUCUCAGGUACUAAUGUCAGGGCAAAGAUUUGUCAGUAAAGGUCAGACUAUACUCCUUACCUGUAAUGCCACAGGUGAGGAUUAUGCCCCGGAUGGAGUUGACUGGUUUAUAAAUGGACAUAAAGUUAAUCAUCAAACAAUGCCUCGUGUUAGAAUUUACGAUCCAGUGGUUGACAAUAAUAAAAGAACUUUACUAAGCACUUUAGAAAUAAGACGUUCUAUAAUGAAUGAUAAAGGAAUAUAUGUAUGUAGAGGUCCAGAUGAUAAAACCAGUAGUCUGACAGUCCAUAUAUUAGACGAAAAGUCAAGUAUAGAUAAGCGUGGUGAUGGAUCUCCGUCUCAUGGAUAUGUGAGCGGUUCUGCUAUCCCAUGUUGUUCCUUCCAGUGGAGUAAACAGUGCUCAAUAAUAUUUUUCUGUCUAUCAGCAACCUGGUUUACACAUGCGUGGUUUGUCACGUGAUAUACACAAUAUAUAGCUGACACGAAUAUCAAGCGAAAACGUAUCACAUGAAUGAUUUCCCCCGAACAACAGUCGUUACGUGGAAAUUUGAACGAAUUCUUUUAAGCAGAAAUGAAAGAAAGAACGAUAUCAGGAGGACGUUCAAUUUGAAAAUCAAACCAAAUUAACCAAAACCUUUGAAGGGUCACUUGCAGUUGAAUAUAUGCAUUUAACAUUAUUUUGUCAUGUUUCGUUUUACUGUAUAUAUUAUACAUUUUAAGAGCACAUGAAUAUGUCACACACUUUUCAUUUCUAAUUUGAAGUUCCGUUAUUUUCAUGUAACUAUGAAGCUAUGAAAUGUUGAUGGACAAAAAGCCAGCAAUAAAGCAUUAAUGUUCAUUUCCAAAAAUGGCAGCAAUUCAGAACAGUGAAUUUUUUCAUGCGAUACAUUCUAUAGCAUUCCAAUAAUCUAGGUCCAUUAAGUAGCUCAUGUGGAUGUUUGAUUUGUUCUGAAUGCAGUUGUUAUAUUUUUU
Messenger RNA from Mytilus trossulus (common blue mussel), 2119 nucleotides. RefSeq names its product hemicentin-1-like. Lineage: Eukaryota; Metazoa; Mollusca; Bivalvia; Mytilida; Mytilidae. The transcript has 10 exons. Gene Ontology annotation, cellular component: neuron projection membrane. The record is from RefSeq and is a predicted model, not a curated record. Gene Ontology annotation, biological process: synapse organization. Bases 654 to 1607 code for a protein of 317 amino acids.